AUAAUAGAAACAUUAUAAUUUAUGCCAUGGUUUAGUGUAAAGUAGAUGCAUUACUGGUGUGCUGUAAGAUGUAAGGUGGUUAAAUAGGGUAUAAUACAAUCAAUCCAUUACACACGCGUGAAAGUUGUUCCUAAAAACAAAAGUAAGGUGGGUUUCACACAUGGGACGUAAAAAACAUAAAUGUGAGCAACCGGUUCACAAGGGCAAAGACACACGGAAGGGGAAGUCAUUAGAAACUUUCACAGAGGAGAUGCAUGAGGCUCUGCAAGUCAGUGAGGAUGUGGAUUCAGAGGCGGCAGGAGGUGUGAAGUUGCCCUGUCAGUUGGCCAUGUGGGAUCUGGGUCACUGUGACCCGAAACGGUGUACAGGGCGGAAGCUGGCCAGGAAAGGUUUUCUGCGCUGCCUGCGACUCAACCAGCGCUUCAGUGGCCUGAUACUCAGCCCGAUGGGAAUCAAAUACGUUACACCCGCAGACAGGGAGAUUGUGGCAAAGGGUGGUCUAGCUGUGAUUGACUGUUCAUGGGCUCGACUCGAAGACACGCCUUUCAGCAAAAUGACUGGCUCACAUCCGAGACUUUUGCCAUACUUGGUCGCAGCAAACCCUGUAAACUACAGAAAGCCGUGCAAGCAGUCCUGCAUCGAGGCUUAUGCCGCCACCUUCUGCAUUGUAGGAUUUCGUGACCUUGCUGUGCUCCUGCUGAGGAAGUUUAAGUGGGGCUUGGGAUUUUUUGAACUGAAUAAGACUCUUCUAGAGCAUUACGCUUCCAGCCAAUCAGAAGAGGAACUACUUGCUUUGGAGAAAGAGUUUCUCAGUGCCACCCCUCAGGAAGAGGAUAUAGAUCGUUUCGAUGUGGACUCAGGAAGAGACUUUGUGAAUCUCAACAGACCAGUCCAGGCUGAGGACGAUGACAGUGAUGAGACAUCGGAGGAGGAAGAUGAUGGUGAGGAAAAAAGAACAGAAGAGUAAAGGGGAAGAUGAUGAAAGAAAUGAGGAGUCUCGAGUUGUGUAUUCUUAAAAUGUAACAUUUGGGGAAGAAGGAUGUUUAGUCACUGAUUUAGUAACACUGACCUUUACUUGACAUGAGCAAACUUCUGUUUUCUGUGUGUUUGCAGAUGGCUGCAGAUAUGGAACUUGUAAGUUAACAAAACCAGAGUAAUACCAGGCCUGGAUUUAUGUUGUUUUGAUUGUGCGCAGCAGUCGUAAGUGAGGGGCUGUCGCGUUAUUUUCAGUUUUGUGUUUAUU
Messenger RNA from Cyprinus carpio (common carp), 1243 nucleotides. Its product is annotated as TSR3 ribosome maturation factor. NCBI's taxonomy places the organism in Eukaryota, Metazoa, Chordata, Actinopteri, Cypriniformes, Cyprinidae. Gene Ontology annotation, biological process: maturation of SSU-rRNA. Gene Ontology annotation, molecular function: rRNA small subunit aminocarboxypropyltransferase activity. The record is from RefSeq and is a predicted model, not a curated record.